CCGUGGGCGUUUGUGUUAGCAGAAAUUGUAGAUUAGAAAUUAAUGAUUUGUGCCAAUUAUUAAACCCGAAAUCUCGAAAAACAAGUGCAUAUUUAUCCUAUACUCUGUUUACAAAUAUUUCACAAACAAGUGAUGGAUCUAUACUACUUUUAUUUGUGAUUUCAGUUUCUUUUGUCUAGAUUGGCAAGUGCGAGACGCCGGCUAUUAAAUAGACAUUUCCCCGGCUUUUAUAUUUGAAGUGAUAGAAUUACGUGUGAUUCCAGUUAAGAGUGUUCGGCUUAUGCUUAAUUGAUAUCGAGGAAAAUGGCAGUCGAAACUGCUAACCCAGCACAAAAAACCGGAUUUCUCCUCACAUGGGAAAAACAGGAGCAUCUUGUGAAGCUAGCCAUAUUAAUAAUAGCCGCCGUUUUGUCGUUUGCCACGCGGUUGUUCUCUGUGCUGCGUUUUGAAAGUGUAAUCCAUGAGUUCGAUCCCUAUUUCAAUUACCGCACCACGCGUUUUUUGGCUGAAAAUGGUUUCUACAAGUUUCAUAAUUGGUUCGAUGAUCGAGCGUGGUACCCUCUGGGACGAAUUAUUGGUGGGACUAUAUAUCCCGGAUUGAUGGUAACUUCGGCUGCCCUAUAUCGGAUAUUAUGGCUGUUAAACAUCACGGUGGACAUACGCAAUGUAUGUGUUUUUCUGGCGCCUUUCUUCUCCUCGCUUACUACACUGGUUACAUAUGCUCUGACCAAGGAGAUCCAUAGCACUGGUGCUGGUUUAGUGGCUGGGGCAUUAAUUUCUAUCGUUCCUGGAUACAUAUCACGUUCGGUAGCUGGUUCAUAUGACAAUGAAGGCAUUGCGAUAUUCUGCAUGCUUUUGACAUAUUAUCUGUGGAUAAAGGCUGUUAAAACGGGCGCGAUUUUCUGGGCUGCCAUGUCUGCUUUGGCUUAUUUUUAUAUGGUAUCUUCUUGGGGUGGAUACGUAUUCCUUAUCAAUUUGAUACCUCUACAUGUGUUGGCGUUAAUGUGUACUGGACGUUUUUCGCAUCGGGUUUACAUUGCCUACAGCACCUUGUACUGUUUGGGAACUAUUUUAUCAAUGCAAAUAUCGUUUGUUGGAUUUCAACCAAUUCAAAGUUCCGAGCACAUGCUGGCCUUGGGAGUUUUUGGUUUGUGCCAAAUUCAUGCCUUUGUCGAUUUCUUACGAUCCCGCAUGCCCACAGAACAUUUUGAAAUCCUCUUUAAGGCUUUGGUCUCUACAAUUCUCACAGCUGCCUUCAUUGUGGGCAUAUUGUUGACUAUAACAGGAAAGGUCUCGCCAUGGACCGGACGUUUCUAUUCAUUAUUGGAUCCGUCUUAUGCCAAAAACCAUAUUCCCAUUAUUGCCUCUGUGUCGGAGCAUCAACCUACUUCGUGGUCUUCAUUUUAUUUCGAUUUACAGAUUCUGGUAUUUCUUUUUCCGGCUGGACUUUACUUCUGUUUCGUCAAACUGACAGAUGCGAAUAUUUUUAUUAUACUCUAUGGUGUUACAAGCAUUUAUUUCGCCGGUGUAAUGGUGCGAUUGAUGUUGGUAUUGGCACCAGUUAUGUGUGUACUUUCGGGCAUAGCUGUUUCUCAUUUGUUAGCCAAAUACAUCAAGUCAAUGGAGGCUGCAUCGGCAGCCGGAAAACCAGUGGAAAGCAAAAGGCAAUACAAGAAAAUGGAACAGCAAAGUGGUGGUGUCAAAAAAGAAGUUGCCAUAGCAUUUGUGGGCGUUGUCACUAUGAUGCUAAUUGUUUAUACAUUCCAUUGUACAUGGGUAACGUCGGAGGCUUAUUCUUCGCCAAGUAUUGUGCUAAGUGCUCGUUCGCAUGAUGGUGGCCGAAUUAUCUUUGACGAUUUUCGUGAAGCCUACUAUUGGUUGCAGAUGAAUACACCUGAGGAUGCGCGAAUAAUGUCUUGGUGGGAUUAUGGCUAUCAAAUAACAGCAAUGGCUAACCGCACCAUUCUUGUGGACAACAAUACUUGGAAUAAUACUCAUAUAUCGCGUGUGGGGCAAGCGAUGGCUUCAUCUGAGGAAAAGGCCUAUGAAAUUAUGCGCGAACUAGAUGUGGAUUAUGUUCUUGUCAUUUUCGGGGGCUUAACUGGAUAUUCUUCAGAUGACAUCAACAAGUUCCUAUGGAUGGUCCGCAUUGGUGGCAGUACUGAUCGUGGUGCUCAUAUCAAAGAGAAAGACUACUAUGCCGGAAACGGUGAAUUUCGGGUGGACAAAGAUGGUUCGCCCACUCUGCUCAACUGUCUUAUGUACAAAAUGUGCUACUAUCGAUUCGGCCAGGUCUACACUGAGGGAGGCAAACCGCCGGGAUACGAUCGAGUAAGAGCUGCUGAAAUCGGUAACAAAGAUUUUGAAUUGGAUGUUCUCGAAGAGGCCUAUACUACCGAGCAUUGGUUGGUGCGCAUUUACAAAGUUAAGGAUUUGAGUAAUCGUGGCGUUUAAGCGACAUGGAAAUAUCAUUCUUCUUUCCUACCCACUCACUCACGUUUACUUAAAGUUAUAUAGCAAUCCUUGUCUUAAUAUUGUUGAUCAAUUCUUUUUGUUUUUACCACAGUAUUCUAAUCUACAUUAUGUUUUUUUUACAAAUAUCUAAUUAUGAAUCUCACUCUCGAAAAGAAAUUUUGCAUCGAAUUCCUUAACGAACUCUAAGCUAUAACAAUUACCUUUAGUUAACACAAGAAAUGGAAUUUUUAAAGAAAUUUCCCUAAAGAUUUAGCACAAAUUUGUGUACGACAGAAUCAGCCAUUUAAAUUAAGAAAUUAGUUCACUUGGCGAGCUCCAUGACAGACAGGCUAUACUAAACGCAAAUAAAUAUAUUUUAUAGAAGAAAAUUAA
Stomoxys calcitrans (stable fly) is the source of this 2847-nucleotide messenger RNA. It is a transcript of the gene Stt3A, whose product is annotated as dolichyl-diphosphooligosaccharide--protein glycosyltransferase subunit STT3A. Gene Ontology annotation, biological process: post-translational protein modification. Gene Ontology annotation, molecular function: dolichyl-diphosphooligosaccharide-protein glycotransferase activity. NCBI's taxonomy places the organism in Eukaryota, Metazoa, Arthropoda, Insecta, Diptera, Muscidae. The record is from RefSeq and is a predicted model, not a curated record. The transcript is spliced from 6 exons. Gene Ontology annotation, cellular component: membrane. The coding region runs from base 304 to 2454 and encodes 716 amino acids.